AUGAGCUCCAAUUUUGCACCCGCAGCGAAACCGACUCUCAAACGUGGCACAGCUACUACUACGAAUUAUCUCAAUAGAAAACAGGGCAUGUCGUCAGGAUCGGGCCUGAUGAUGCGCAAGCACUACAUGGCGCGGCAGGAGCGUCGCAAGCGGGGCCUCGCUCCCCCCGCCAGGGGCAAGCAUGUGCGACAGACUAGGAUGGGGCAGCGCGCGGGCGCGGGUCCGUCGGGCGCGGGUCGGGGCGGCGCGACCAGCGCGCGGCGCAGUAGCACGUCGUCCGCAUCCUCCGCUGAGGACGAUGAGGACUGCGCCGCGCAAAACUGUCUCCGUCCUACUGGUAAGGAAGUGGACUGGGUGCAAUGCGACGGAGGAUGCGACCAGUGGUUCCACAUGCACUGCGUGGGGCUGUCCCGGGGCGCGCUGCGGGAGGACGACGACUACGUCUGCGGGACCUGCGCCCAGCGGGCCCGCCACUAGGGCCCCGGGCCCACCAACCCACCAACGGGGGCCUUGCACCUGCCUUCUACAAGUGAUACGGUUUGCACUGUUUUGUUAUGUAGUUUACUCUCAGUGAUUGACUGUUAUUUAAAACUGGUUCAAUUUUAACCCGGAUCUUAAUAAUAUUGUUGACUUUGACACAGUUGUUGCAAUAUUAAGUACAUAGGUACAUUUUUAUAAUAUUAUUUAAAUAAAAUACACGCAUAGUAAUAUGAAACUGUAUCUAAGUAUAUUACAGAACAUGUCUACAAUAAAAAUAUACUACGACGUUGAUAUUUCUGUGAAAUAUCAAACACUGAAUUUACUACACAUACUUGGUUUCAACAUUUUGAGCUAAACUAGGAGUUUUGAGCGAACAUUUACAUAAAGAAACACAAUAUCCUCAUUCACGAUACGUAACAAAUUUGAACAAAGUAAUGUAGAUCUUAUUUUGUUCCGUAUUAGGACCAUGUUCGCUUGACUCCUUUCAUUUCAUUGAAGGGUAGAGAGACAGCCGUAGGAGCAAUUCGAGAUAGCACGUGAUUAGUGAAACAUAACAAAAUGAAGCUUAUUGCAAAGCCUUACGAUUGAUUUCACUACGGAAACGUUCCCAUGGAUAAAAUAUAGAAUAUAAAAUAGCACAGAUCAAAUUAUUUGAAGUCUGAGCGAGAUAGUAUGAUUCAGAUAUAUGAUAAUGAAAAGAGAGGGAACAUUUAUUGGUCGUAAUUGCAAAAUGUAGUAGAAUAAUUAAAUAUAUUUGAAAUUAUCUCAAUGUGAUUCAAUGGAUUUUUAGAUCAAAUUAAAGUUUUUGAAUUGUUAUGACACAUUAUCGUAAGUAUUAUCGCGACAAAACUUAACGUAAAUUCAAAUUUCCUUACAGAAAAUUCAACCCUAAAUGUUAAAACUGUGAGGUUUGAUUUUCAUACCUAGUAUAUAAGCUUAAGGUUGAUUUUCCAAUGUGAUGUGUCAUAAUAUACAGAUUCUUAUAUAUUAGCAAUCGUUCAAUGUUUUAAUAGAAGAUAUUCCAAUAAAAUCUUACUGUUUUCAAGUGUUUUUUGCCAUAGCGGGGCUGUUGUCCCAACGCAUGUUUAGAUCAGUGUUUAGUCGUACCCAACCCAAACUGAAACUUAUUAAUUACUGUAGAGGUCUUCAACGAAAUAUACUGAUAACAUCAUCAGUGUCUUGGGUGGAAUCCAAGGUUAGCCUUUUUCCAGCAGUAAGAGGUCAAUGAAUUUUCUUUGUGAUAUGUUUGUUUGAUAUCAUAUCUAGUGAUUGACGCGGAGAGAACAAAUAACAAAAAUCUCCUAUUUAAUAAGUACUAGAAUCGUGAAUAUUUUUCGGCUCAUAAGCUGAUAAUCUUCAAUUCAGUCUAGCUACGUAAACAAUAAAACUGUAGACUAGAUUUUUCUCGAUUUGUUACGAAAGCCAUAACCCAGUUCAAUAACAAUACCUCCGAGACAUUCAAAUUAGUACAUUAGUUAACUGAAAUAUUUCGUGAUUUACCCCUACAGUAAUUAUUUUCAAUAUAGAUGUUAAAACCAAUGUUAUUGUUAAAAUAUUAGCAAAAUAUACACGUCUCUCUCUCUCUCUCUCUCUUUGCCUCUCUUUCUGUCAAAGUUGGUUUCUUCAGAGUGCGACAAGUGGGAUAGGCAGAGCUACUAUUUUUAAUAAAAAAAUAAACUGACAAAUAAUUAAGGUAUCGGGACUGGGAAAUAUGUAAUUAUGUAUAAUAUAUUAUGUAUAAUUGGUUAUGAAGGACUAGGUGUAUGUAUUUGUGGAUCGGCGCACGCGCACCCACUUGUAAAGUAGUGAUUUUGUAAUGUUGUCUAGUCCUGGACGGCUUGUUUGGUAUGACACUUGAUAGGGCAACACCUUAUUUUUAUAUCAUUAAUGUUAAUGGCAACAUUACAAUGUUUCCAACAGUGCCAAUUAUCUAUAUUUGGUACAGAUUGUAAAGGUCGAUAAAAAUAAUUAUAUUGAAUUGAAUUGGCUGUGCCCUUAAAGUUUAAUGCCAAAUAGAUCCCUGUGUCACAGUAACAAAUGUAUUUAUAUUUGAAAACAUUUUCCAGUCCUGUCAAUGUUAAUAUUGAAUGUAGCCAAAUAUUUGAGAUUUAUUUUUACUAAUUUUAUACUUUAUUUACAAGUUUGUACGGUUGGAAAUUAGUAAAUAUUAAUUCUUGUUUUUGUAAUUAGCGGUAGUUGUGCCCUUAGCAUAAUUGUAGUAGGUAUUUUGAAUUUGAAUUUUGUAUUUUCGAAGUUGUACUAAAGCGUAAUUAGUUCUGUUUGGCCACAUUCAUGUUAAUGUUAGGUGACCGCGGCACGAUGACAAGGUCUUCGGAUAGACGAGAACUUUUUUGUAAAUAUUUUUUAAAAAAACCUUAGCGAGAAAAUUAAAAGAGUUUUUAAUGUAAUGGAAUUUUUGCAAAGAAACUGAUAGCUUAAGUAGUAGAUAUGUGUGCGAGGUGUGUCUGUUUCAAGUGUUAGGCACUGCCGAUUGUCUAAUUACUUUCAAUUACUAAAACUUAACUAAGGUAACUUGCGACUAGUGCCGACUAGGUCGAAAUUUUCUAUAAAACCUGUACAGUCAUUCAUCAUAAACUAAUGAAUUUAAAAUAUUACCGAAGUCAUAGUUAAAUUCACUUUUCUACAACAUUUUACACUGUUACACGAAAAUUAAGUUUAUGUAAAGUAAUCGUGGUUAUUGUUAUAUACAUACUAUAUACUGGUUAACGACACGAGACAGGAAACAACGCGAAGAGUUCAUUGACGCGACAUGCUUGUGUCGAUAGGGCGGCGAAGUGACAUUGUACCAUUCUCCCUGUAAGCUUGAGUUGUAAGACCAAUUAGUAAACUAUUGUGUAUCUGCUUUGUAUUGGUCGGAAGCGUUUAUCUUAUUGUAAAUAAUGUUUAAAUGUAGCUCGGUGUAUGUAUAUGGAGGCGGACGCGCCGAUAUCGUUAGGAUAACGUUGUAAGAGCUUGCGACACUGUCGCCUAACUUUGUAAGUAAAUAUUAAAGAAAGCUCGCGUCUCACCGAGCCGUCCAAGCGUACUCAGUUAGACGCGCGCUCUCUUUGCAACAUAUUUUUACAGAUAUUAAAAUGUCUUCAGAGAAUUUUGAAGUAUUUUAUGUAUUUUUGACUGAAUUAGUAUCUGUUUUAAUAUGUUACUAUAAAAUAUUUAUGCACUGGCCUUUCUUUUGUGAAUCAAUGUUUAUAUAAUAGUUUAAUAUAAGACGAUUGAAUAAAGCUAAUACCUUACCAGAUCUUCUUUUCUAUUCCAAUUCUUAAGUUAUAAUUUAAUGUUUUAGUGUAACUUGAUUUAAUGCCCUUUAAUGUUAACUUACCGAAUUUUUGAACUAAUAAACUUGUAUUGAACAAAAUUUUAAGCACUUUUAUGCAUUGCACAAAGUUAUGAAUACAUUAUGUAUAUUAGUCACAAAUACAGAGGAACAUAAAUAUUAUUAUACUGCAUAUAUUUUACCCGUCUUCCAAGUAAAAAUGUUACCAACCUAUUCAAGAACCGAAAGGCGCCACAAAACUAAACACUUCCUACAAUUUGGUGGUGAUUACUAUAUCUAUAUAUAACUAACAAAUAUUGCUAUUUUCUACUAACUAGGAAGAUAAGAACGAGACAGGAAUAUACAUAGAUACAUCAAGAAGUAACCUAACAUUUUAAAUGUUAAUAUUUGACAGUGGUCGCUCUUCUGUCUCAUUCUAAUCGUGCCUCGUAGAAAAAGAUAGCAAUAUAAGAAACAUUCGAUAUUGCACAACAGAAAACACGUGUGAAAUUCUUAAUUUAUUAAAGGUUUGUUUUAUACACGUACUAAGGCUUGGUAAGGCUCUAUUGAUUCAAUUAGUAACGCCAUUGUAUUUACACUGGAAAUAUUAUAUUUUAAAUUAUUUCAUACGCUUACUGUACUAGCACGACUCUACAUUGCGAUACUAUAUAAAAUUAAAUUUAAUAUAUUAUAAAAACAGUGCAAUAGUACUUCCUAUACCUUUUUUGUUAUAAAUUGGUUGAUUCUAUAAGUUUACAUAUAUAUAAUAAUAAUCACAAUGUGGAGUUGUAUUACAAGAUGACAAAUGAUAAGCCAAUAUGAACUCUAUCGCUUCUUAAGCAUCAUGACGGCAUCCGUCGUCAGCCAUUUAGCGCUAAGUCUCAACGUUUACGGAACCGUUAAGAUUGUGCGAUUGUUUUGUUUAAAUAAGUGUUUUUGGUUUGACAGUGAAGUAAGUUCUACAGCAUAUGCAGAUGGUUGUUUACCACUAAAGUAUAAUUUAAAUAAUUUAGUUUUACAUUGCAUGUUACAAAUGAUUUGUAGUGUUCCUCUACUUAGUAGAAAUAAUUGGAAAUUAUUUUAAAGUGUAUAAUUUAUUUGGUAUAUAAUUUAUUUUACUUAAUAUGAAUCUAGGAUUCAAACUAAGGUUCUUAAAGCCUGGAUUUGUGACUACUAGUCUAAUUUCCCGGUUUUGUUUUUAAUUGUCAAACCAAGUGCACCGAACGCAUGGCUGAAACACAAAAUUAUGUUGAUCUCUGGCAGCCCUCGUCUGACCUAAUGUUUAAUAAUAUCUUAUGUAUGCUCGAUAGCUGCGCACGCGCCGGCUCGACGAAUAAUGCCCCCCCCACAAUACUUGUAGGACGUUACUAUAUAUUUUAAUAAAAAUAAAAUAUUUAUAUUAUAUAUAAUUACUAUUUUUGAUAAUUGUAAUGAAAUAUAUGUAGUUCCUAUGAGUAUGGUUUGUUAUUUUAAUCCUAAUUAUGCAUUUUAAAUGAACAAUUAAUGCUGGUUAUUGUAUUUGGCACGAGAUUGUUAUUUUGAUUGAAGGCUUUGUUUAUAGUAUAGUGCCAAAUUGUGUAAUUGUUAGCCUUUUUUGCAGUUUUGACGUUGGUUCAUAGUACAACAAGUUUCCCCACUGCUAUUCGUCUGCCCUCGGCCUGUGCGCGUAUAAUUGUACAGUAUAUAUAGUUAAGUGCAGUCGUAUGUUUGUCCAACAAUACCGGAGCACUGUAUCUGUACUAUAUCCGUGUUGUAAAGUCUUAAUUAAAUUGUUUAAAUGUUUGUAAAUGAAUGGAUGUCGUCCCGUAUCGUUGGACAGAUUGACAUUAUUGUGUACCAAAUAAAUAUAGAAAAUUAUAG
Spodoptera exigua (beet armyworm) is the source of this 5614-nucleotide messenger RNA. Lineage: Eukaryota; Metazoa; Arthropoda; Insecta; Lepidoptera; Noctuidae. The record is from the annotation of a GenBank genome assembly.